CUACGGAAGCGAAAAGGAACUGCGCACACCCAGAGGUGGUGGAAUAGGAGGACGAGGAGGAGAAAGAGCAGGAAAAAGAGGCAGAGUAGGAGUAGGAGUAGGAGUAGGUAGGAGGAGGAUACAGCAAGAGGACAGAAGCGACGGGCUAGGCCAACCGUCUACACCGUGAAUUGCCCGAUCGGGAAUGAAUAAUCUCGCGCAUAGGUGGUGCCCGACGCGAAGCAUUUGGACAUGUGACUAAGGGUGAGUGCAUCAUCGAGGUGCAUCUUCGUGGUGCACUGCUACUCGUAUUUCACGGUUAAACACGUGGUCCCGUCCUCCGAUGCAUCUUUCGAACGCUGAAUGGACACCGUUCGGGCAAGACACAGCGUAUGGAUAGAUAAUUUUUGACAAAGAGGAAACGUGCGGCAUGAGUCUGCCGCGUCCUUCCCUGAAGGGAUACUUUUUCUACGUGCUAUUCUUCUCCGGUUUGCUGCUAGUUAUCCUGAAUCUACUACAGGACGAAAUAUGGCAUCGUAUGCGACCUCAUCCUGGACAAUCUCAACCGGUUCGAGUUUCCGAUACCAAGAUCAAGCAAAAUUGGCCUGCAAAAUUGAAGAAACCGACAAUGCAUGUUUCGCAGACUCGAGAAAAAAUGGAGAAAAAGCUUCUAUCCGAGGUAUCCAACCUAACCGGCACGACGAUUUUAACACGCAACAGUCUAGAAUUGAUGGAUCCAUCGAAAAGACCUUGGUAUAUGAAAGGAGGGACCAGGAGGCCUUAUCCUGCCAUAAAAUCGCAUCGUACUGGCCGCAGAUUGGCGCGUUUGUGGCCCGACGAAGACGCUUACGACGAUCGUGUUACCAAUCAAUUGAUGUAUGUACCGACUGAUUAUAAUAAAACUGGUGUCGAUCGUCCAUUGAAAAAGAUAAUGGUUCCACAUGGUAUGCCCGAGGCAAAAGUCGGUCCCGACAUAUUUCUUCAGCAUCGAUGUCCAGUAAAUACUUGUAUCAUCGUCAGAGAUAACGCCGAAGAUGCUGAUUUAAUCUUAUUUAAAGACUACAUAACGCACGUGGGAAGAAGAUCUGCGAGUCAGCAGGUGUGGAUGCUGUAUUUUUUAGAGUGCCCUUAUCACACGCAGAGCGUGAAGAACGCUGUCAUCAAUUGGACGGCAACUUAUCGUCGUGACAGCGACAUAGUCGCGCCCUAUGAAAGAUGGCAAUAUUACGACUCUAGUGUCACGCAAAUACCGCAGACUUUUAAUUACGCAGCCAACAAGACUAAAAAGGUAGCAUGGUUCGUUUCUAAUUGUCAUCCACGAAAUCAGCGUAUGCAUUACGCGAAAGAGCUUUCGAAAUACAUCCAAGUGGACAUCUAUGGAACCUGUGGCUCCUUGCGAUGCCCACGUUCGCAAUCUCAAGCGUGCUUCGAUAUGCUCGACGAAGACUACAAAUUUUAUCUAGCUUUCGAGAAUUCCAACUGCAAGGAUUAUAUUACGGAAAAGUUCUUCGUCAAUGGUCUCGGACACAACGUUCUGCCGAUCGUAAUGGGUGCGCAUCCAACGGAUUACGCUCGCAGCGCUCCUUACCGCUCGUACAUUCACGUGGAUGAGUUUGAGUCGCCGAAAGAGCUUGCCGAGUAUCUUCAUCGUUUGGACCGAGACGACGAAUUGUACAAUUCGUACUUUCGUUGGAAAGGUACCGGCGAGUUUAUCAACACGUACUUUUGGUGCCGUGUUUGCGCCAUGUUGCACGACGACCGGCCGCCAAAAUUUUACAAGGACGUGAACGAAUGGUGGAGAGGCGAUGGAAUAUGCACGACGACUUCGUGGCGCGAACACGAUUCGGUUCGUGCAGGAAACUUGAAAAACACUUGAAACGUUCUUCGCAAAGUUCCGUUGAUAUACGUGAAAGGACGCGGUGCGUCUGAACGUCUAUACGCGAGAAUCGACUGGAUUUACAAAGGCCACGUGGAAAGUUUUAUCGCUAAGAAGCGGUAUGUUCGAGAACGAUUCGUUCUGUCACUUAUCCUUGAUCGUGUAACGAAUUUGUUGCGGUUGCGAUUGCGGUUGCGAUGCUCAAAAAAAAAAAAAGAAAAAAGAAAAACUACCCAUGGAUUCCGAGGAAUCCGAUGUUAACGAGACGUUCGAGUCGAAGUUAAACGACGCCGACGCGACCCGACGUCUGGUUAGUCCGUUAAUCGAUAAAAAGACUGCCGACUACGAAUUUGAUGAAACGCAAAGACCGAAUUUGUAUUUUUCGACGAGCAACACGGACUUUUACGUGCAACGAUCGACAACCGAUUCCCCACUUUAGAGGUACGGUUACUCGUGUUUUUACGGUGACUAUAAAACGCCGGUGUUCUUUCUUUUUUUAGCGACAGUAACGAUCCGAGUCUUGACUCUGGUCGAUUACUUCGUUGAAUAUUUAUCGCAAUUUCUAUUGGAACAAAUCUCUUCUUUCAAAAUUUAUCACCAUCGAUCUUCGAACUUCUUUGACUAUAUCGAUUAUCAAAUUAGUUACGCACAGAGUAAAUUGCUUCGGCAUAUCGCUUACCGACAAUGACAAUUUUUCGAACGUUCCUUCGAAAUUCGUAUAGGUACACGUAAGACUCUCGUUCUAGUCUUUUGUGGAUUGUUUUGAAAAUUUCAUAUUCAAAUUAGACGUUUGUAAAACGUUAUUUUCGUAAAGCGUAUUACCACGAUCGUGGUAAUUUGACGAGACAAUGUUUUAUACGAUUAUUAAUAAAUUACGAAUAUCGACGUAGUUAGUGGAAAAUUAAUAACGUAUUUGAAGAGACGCUGACUAUACACGCUACACGUUCUUGAUUCAAAUUUCAAGAAAUAUACGCGUUUGUCGAUUCGCAAAGCGUAUGCAAAUUAUAUACACGCAAAUCGUAUAGUUGUCGACUAUACGUCUCAUUGAAUCCGUGUCUAAACUCGCCUUUAAUAGCACGGAACGCGUAUUUCGUUAAAACGCAAAAGUAACUUUACUUUGACUGUAUUCUUCAUAUAACAUACAGACAGACUAUCAACAAUUUGCUGUUUUUAUCUUCGAAAUUUCAACGAUAUAACGAUGAAAGAAUUGGCAAGUAAAUUAUAAUUGUUUGCAAGAAUCGAAGUAAGAGGAAAACUGUAGGUUUUGAAAUUAAUUUCUUCUAAAUAUACAUAUAUAUAUAUAUAUAUAUAUAUAUAUAUAUAUAUAUAUAUAUAUAUAUGUAAAUAAAGUGUAACAAGAUGGCAAUUAUUCUUUUGAAAAUGAAAGAGAGCAAUACUUUUUCGCAGCUCACGCUCAACGGACGUGUUGGAUUAUCAUUACGCUUAACACAUGGAAAAUGCGAAAUCUGUACGACGAUACAAAGCUGGACGAUAACGCGCAGGUUAAUAUAAUUUUAAAUGUUCCUCGUAACGACACGAUAUCAAUUUUAUCUUUAUCCCGGUAUUCGGAUAAAUAUUCAUGUGGGUUCGAAUGCGGAUUGUACGUUCGUUAUAUACGCCACAAGGUAGCUACGAAAAUCUGUUGCUUUAACAAUCUUUUCGUCGCACACAUUUUAUCGCUGAUAGAUACCUACGGAUGCCUUUUAUAAAUACAUGUUGUUGCGUAUCUAUCAUAGGUGUAUGUAUAAAUCUGUCGAACCUAAGGACUCCUUGUUUUAGGAAAUUUGCUUUAUUAGUUUAUCGACUUAUCGCGUAUGUACGAAAAACGAUUGUCUCUGUAUGAAAAUUUAACUUUAAAGUUGAAUCGGAAAAGUCGAAUAUAGGGAUUUACGAUUGUAUUUAUAAUUGUAUAACGAGUGUAAUAUAAAAUCGUAUAAAUGGCGACAAAGAUGAAUCAUCGCGUCGUUCAAAGUACGUUUAAUGGAUAGUGUCAUUGCCGCAUUCUCUGUAGUAUCUCGUGUAUGUACAUUUCUAUGAUCUACAUAGCGCGUACAAAGAUAGCGUGGAACGAAUUAUCUGUAAAUUAACUCUAGAUUAAGUCUUUCAAGGUGUGAUGUUUACGAUCGUACUUGUUAAUAGAUAGAAGUAGUUGGGAUAAAUAUCAAAGUCAAUGUGCUACGACCAGGAUAAUAAUUUGUUGGAAUAUUCUCAAACUUUAAACAUAAUCGUGUGAAAAAAUAGUUUCGCAUGUUCUGAGAUUAUUGAAGUUUACGAGCGGAAUUGAUAUACGCGUAGUAAAUGUAAGAAAAUGUUUGCACAUAGCUGAACAUUGUUUACCCUUUGUAUCAUACGUAUACAACUAUUUACAUUAGUUCGCAGUAUGGAAUUUAUUAGAUUCGAACCUACACGGAUAAGUAUCGUGUUAGGCAAAUCGAUGUUUGACAACUGCGAUCUACCGUAAUCGAUCAUUGAACACGUUACAGCUGUGUCGUAUUUUCUAAAGAUUUCCACCUCUUGUUCGUCGAAUCAUUGCGCGAGUCGCGCGAGGAAAAGAAAUAGCCGUUGAGAAGAUCUUUUCGUCAACAUUCGUAUACCGUAACAUAGGUACGCUGUUAAUCGGGUUCUGUACGCGAGUCCUACUAAAUAUCGAUAACGGGUAACGUUCGUUGUUCAACGUUACCAAAACUACUGUCAUUAGGUAACGAUCAUUUUCGAUUCACGUUCAACGUCGAUGGGUACUCGAUACGUUAUACGUGUACAGUCGUUAUUUGUAAAAUAUCGCAUCAAGUACGCGAGACUUUCGCGAGAUCUAGUCAAACGUGACCUUAUCGAGAAACUUUUUCGAGUCAUUCUCGUCGCUACGUACGCAACGUGUACCUGUUCAAACGAGUCCUAGUAUAACUUACUUUGAAUUUAAUUAACGUAAUAUUAAGUUAAUUUAUAUAGCUGUUUAAAUAGUUGUUCGUCGAACGAAUCGUUGCGUGCUCUAUCCGUUAAUUAUAGGUACAUGGUAAUUUUCCAACGAUUACGACUAUUUCACGAGCAAACUUUAUUCGUCGCACGAUAAUAAUUAUGAUUAAAGGCACGAAUAUUUAUAUCGAUUUAUUUCAAACUUAUAGACGUUUCUUUAAACACGCUCGACUUUCUGUAAAGAACGUACCAGUUUGUUCGAUUCUUUUACAUUAUACUUCGUUCAAACGUGUACGUUUCGAAAACGUACGUUUUUUUCCGUAGUAAUUACUAUCGCGACAAAUAAAACUUGCUAUCGAUAUAAUUAUCAUCGGUGCUGAAUAACAAUUUCAAAUAUCGAAUGUACCGCGUGCUGCGUAUUAUCAUCACUAUCUGCAAGAUUCGUUAAUUUGCAAAAGACUAUUUUGAUAACGCAAUUAUUCGCCAAGAAGUUUUAACAGUUUCGUUGUUUACCGAUGCGUAAGCGCGUACAUACGCGAAAGCAAUUUUUGUGCGUUGCAUAUAUAGAAUACCAGACUUCCUCUUUGAUCAUUUCUGGUAUUUUACGUUUUAUUGCUUACGUCGAGCAACUUUUUUCAAAUUGUACUUUUCGUAGUAUCGUUUGAAUAUUUUCGUAAACUACGAUAAUUUGUAAAACGCGAUAUCGUUUCAGAGAUCAAGAAGAGAAAGACAGAAGAAAAUUGGAGAAGAUAUUACACGUUUCUUGAUACGUUUCUACAAAUUUUAUUUGAACAGAAGAAGAAUCGCGUUUGAAUCAACUUGAUCGCUCGUAAUUUCGAUUUCACUUUAAAUAUGAUUAAUUUCCUAUCAAGCACAUAUCGAUCGAUCGAUAAAUAAUAAUUAAACGUUAACUAUCGGUUGAAAACAGAUUAUAAACAGCUAUUACGUGACGUGAGAUUUCGCGAACGACAAGUACGAUUAUCGAAACGAAUCUCGUUGUUGCACGAGCACGAAGAGGUACGCAUAUUGCGCGAGGAAGUCACUUUUCGCUUCCAUUCUUCCACAAAACACAGUUACACGAAUAUCGAAACGAUGGUGUAUCGGCUAAAGAUUUCCAUCUUACACCGGUAUAUAUUCGCAUACGGUAGUAACGCAAAUCGUCAUGUUGUUCAGUUUAUCCGUUUUGCUCGUUAUCUAACCGUUCGUUCAGAGUCGAGAUCGCGAUAUCUCGAUCGAGUGAUUAAUUUCCCACUCGUUGUCGUCGUUAAAACUUGUAUCGAUAGCAUGGGGUUGUAAACCAAAUGAUCCUAGAUAAAUUAUUUCUAUUUUUAUGCGCGUUGCAGAGUUCCAUGCUCUACGAAUCGUGCGCUUUUUAUCAACGAUAGUUAACUUUCGGGUGUACGUAGUCCUCGAUGUUCGGUAAAAGAAAAGUUGACAAAAGUUGGUCGAGAUUAGCACGUCGAUAACAAAAAAUGCGAUAAAAUAUCGUUAAAACUGUAAAAGUAUUCGUGUACAUCGAACGCAUGAUUGCGAAGAAAGUUACGGUUAAAGUACAGUGAAAAGAUAAAGCCUGUCGCGACUAAUUGUAAGACGUUCCAUUGCCGAGAUCCGUUUAUUAACCUUUACCUGUUCGUUACUUGUUUCGAUCGUACGGUAGACGCUAAUGCCAAAUACCUACUGUAAAGUAAGGGUAAAUGUAAGUUCAAAAUGCGGACGAAUUAGCGAGGAUAUACAGAACUUACUCGUAAGAUUAGCACAGCUCAAAACGUAUAGCUCAAAAAUGCAAAACGUUCGAUUGUUUUAGUUCAAAGCGUUCUUGUUGGCUCAAAAGAAAAUCGAUACGAGGCAAUGUUGUUUCUGUAGUGUAGGAAUGUCGCACGAACGCAAAUACGAUAUGGAAUGCACGCGUAAAACUGUACUACAAGCGGAUUACUUCACGGUGGAUUUUACCACAGCUUCUAAUCGGUUCCUACGUAACGUCGAUCUUUCGGAGUGCGCACAACCAAGCUAGAUAAUCGUAUAAUUAAGCAACGACUUAUCGAUCGAACCCGACAGAGAUCGAACGAUCGGCUGCAGAAUCGAACGAAAGGCUCCGAUUACGCGACUGAUCGUUUCGAGAAUACGUGUCCGCGCGCGAACACGAGUUAGAGAUAUUUUAUUAUUUGAACUUUCACUUUCUUUUUUCGAGCAAUUAGCGAAUUCAUUUGGAAAUUAUAUGGAAUUAAGAGGUACGUUACGAACUCGAACGUAAGCGAGUAGUACCAUUGUUCUAAAAAGCUUUGAUUCUAUUAUGCGUAACGAAGUACCGACGAGUACACUCGCGUAGACGAUUAUUUCGCUUCGACGUUGACGAUAUUUUCUAUACAAGUACCUAUAUAUGUACAUAUAUUUUACAAAUAUCUACGGUGAAAAAUUCAGAAAGAUAUCGAUGUCGAAUCAAGAACCAAUUAAGUUAUUUAUUCCUUCGUCGACGUUUACGUUAGUUAUCGUUGUUUGUUUGCCAAUUAUUUAAAUAUAUCACGUUACACGUUCGUUCGAUAUUUUAACUUUAUUUAACUACACAUAAUAUACUGAUGUAACAGUUAGUUUAACAGCUAGGUUGGUUAUACGCGACCGUUUAGAUAAAAUUAUCAAGCUUUGAUACUUGUUAGCGCGGCACAUGAAAAUUUCGUGAAAUAAUCAAUAUCCAUAGAAUCGUAGAAAUUUGAAUAAUAACUAUGGAAUUCAAAGCGUACUUUGAAAAUCGUGAUAUGUGCUUUAUCGAUUCUUUACUACUUAUUGAUUAUUGGUGCUGUUUGUAAUAAUCGGUGCUGGUGUACGCCAUAUUUAGACCACAUAUUUUCGUUAUAGAGAUUUAGCGUGUAAGAAUUAGCGGCCGAAAAUGAUACAUAAAACGCAAUAGAAUAGGUAAAAUUUUCUUCUUUUGCUUUCCAGCGAAUCUUUCUUCCAUUUGUUGACGUACAAAAUUAGAAUAGCGUAUCCUAGCGUACCAAAGCUCUAGGAAAUCGAAGAGAAAAACUAUAGCGGAAUCAGGUGCACCUUUUCGUUUUUCACAAAGCAAGUGUGAAUCGUUGUUUCGUUAUAUUCGAAAUACGUACUUGUAUUAAUAUUAUAUACAUGCGUAUUAUGUUAUAGAUCAGUGCUAUCCGAGUUUUACGAGUAGUACCGAUACUUUGUCUUAUUUAUCGAAUUAUGCAGCGCAGAAUAACACGUAUCGUUUUUAUCGCGUGAAAUUUUUAUCUCGAAUAAUCGGUUGUUUACAGAACCUCUAAAGGGCUGGAUCACGUUUGAUUAUAAUCGAAAAACACUCUUACGCGGCUUUACGAUUAAGAAGUGUCUCGAUACGAAACGGUCGAAAAAGGGAAUAACCUGAUCGAUUCGAAAAUAUAAGCCUAUCGAAAAUGGGUAUCGAAGAUAUCCAAGAUGUUUGGUAAGAAACGAUCGAUAUUAGUUUAGUCGUUGCGUUACUUUAACUUAAUUGACACUAGUUUACGUAACUAACGUUCAUCGAUAUCUUUGACACGUCGAGACGAUGAGAAAACGAGUGUGUAAAUACGUAUUCCCAAAAUCAAACGCAAAGAUAAUUUUGUUAUGGAAUUGAUCGACGACGUAUUGAAUUUUAAAACUGCUCUUCUAUCAGAGGCGGGAAAUGCGACUUGUCGUAUUUUAACCUGUAGUCCUCAUAUACGUAGAAGAGAAAAAUAUUACGAGAUUAGCAUAGCGAAGAAGAACAUCGUGGACAGCACCGCUGUAAAUUGACGAUCGUAAUUGACUAUUCUUAACUUACUGGUCUAUGUUCGCGCUGUACGACACGACAGUGUGUUAUAAUUUCGACGUAUUUUAUCGGUUAUUAUUUUCACGCAUUGCUGUGUAAAUAUCUUCAUUCUGCGACGAUAAUGUUACAAUUCGCUAUUUAUAGAGGAUAAUUGUCAAAGUGAUCGCACAUUGUGAGACUAGAUAGCGUCAUAAUUUGUAAAUAGUAACUUGUACGAUUAUAAUAAAAUGCUACGUGUAAAGAAAUCUAACGGUACAUCGUAACGACGUUUAAUGUAAUAUUGAUAUUUGAAAUUUCUAGGAAAUUGCAAACAGUACUACGUAUAUGAAAAACGUAUUCUCAUUUUGCCCUAUCGGAAACCAAAACUUAGCGUGCCACGACUAAUGUACUACGCGAUUAUAAUCGCCACGGUUAGACAGGUUGAUCGUUCCAUUUAAUCGUUAAUUUUCCCUUAUGAUUAUUUUCCAAGUAAACGUUUAUUUCGAUAUUUCUUCGACCGUUAUCGAUGUAAAACUGAGAAAAGUAAUUGGAUGUAGCAUUACGUUCGUAACAUUCUGUUGUUUCUCAAAAUUUUCCUGUUAAAAAUAUUGGAUCCGCACGCUUUCGACGGUUCUCUUGAUUUGAUCGUCAUAGGUUUCUUUGUUCGAUACAAUUACCGAGUAUGUAUUGCGUAUUUAUAUUUGUAUUUUAUACGUUCCUGAUUGUGGGAAUAAAAAUGAACGCUAUUCUUA
Bombus huntii is the source of this 9271-nucleotide messenger RNA. RefSeq names its product glycoprotein 3-alpha-L-fucosyltransferase A (gene FucTA). NCBI's taxonomy places the organism in Eukaryota, Metazoa, Arthropoda, Insecta, Hymenoptera, Apidae. Gene Ontology annotation, molecular function: alpha-(1->3)-fucosyltransferase activity. The record is from RefSeq and is a predicted model, not a curated record. Gene Ontology annotation, cellular component: membrane. The transcript is spliced from 8 exons. Bases 410 to 1855 code for a protein of 481 amino acids.